GGCACUGCAAGUUGCAAAUAUUCCGGCGAGUAUACAAACAGAGGACAGUGAUGGAGCGUUAGUCAAUUACUGGUUUUGCCCGCGAUUGCAUCCAAUAAUUGGUAUUGCAUCUGUUUUGGUCUGGCGACGAGAAUUUACGUGUUAUCAUGAAGUGGCCAUUGGUUACCAGUUUGUUUGUUAUCGGUAUCACCGUGGCAAAUGGCUACUGGGGCAGUCACUCGAGCGACGACCCCACCUAUUCUCAUUUGGGCUUUUACAUCCUUGAUAUGAAGUGCAAUGAUGCUGGAACGUACUGCCAGAAGUGCUACAUAGCGCAUUGCGAAUGGAACGUCGCACACAUGCACGUGCAUGAGUUCACAGACGAUCCGGCUCAGUACGUGUUCCGGUGCAUCGAAGGCAACCAGGACUGGAAGAUAUCUGUCAUACAAGCGGACCUGGCUCAACCAUAUCGUAUCUGCACUGCUUGGAGUAACUAUACGAUGGACGCACAACUUGCUAGGAUCGACGUGUGCGUGGACAACAGCUUCGAGGGGGUGGAAGUGCCGCCUGAAUGCCCUAGACCCGUCAUCGUGCUCAGCUUGGAUUACCACGUGGCCGAUAAGACGAUCCGUGGCCUACAGAGUAUUCUCUGUGCCUCUCCGUAGAAUUGAGUUCCGGAAAAUUGGGCCAAUUUCAUGGAAUCUGCUUAGCAGAGAAAAUAUUUGGUUAGCAACAGGUUACCGAGCAAAAUUUCAUGUCAUGUAAAUUGCGUGCGACUGGUACCCUGCUGAUUUUUGCCUAGGCAUGUAAAUUUGCUAAGCAAUAAUUUCUGGUAAUCAGCUGUGUUAAAUUUGGCCCUGCUGAUUAAAAGAGGUGAUUCAAAUUGGUAUUGAAAAAAAGUUUAAACAUAUGCACUUAAUGACGUUUCAACGUAUGAGACAAAAACCCAAUUCUCUGCCCAAACUAUUGGGGGAGGCAGACUAUUUUUUUUUUAAAGAAUGACUGAAUGCUGCCACCAAGGGUUUGAAAUUUCAUGAUUG
Messenger RNA from Patiria miniata (bat star), 1019 nucleotides. RefSeq lists its product as uncharacterized. Bases 147 to 644 code for a protein of 165 amino acids. The record is from RefSeq and is a predicted model, not a curated record. The transcript is spliced from 4 exons. Lineage: Eukaryota; Metazoa; Echinodermata; Asteroidea; Valvatida; Asterinidae.